GCAGACGUCUCGCGCGCGGCCCCGCCCCUAUAUUAGGGGUGGCCGCAGGGUGGGUCGCGUAGUGGUUUGUUGCGUUUGUUUGAGCUGCUUCGUGGAGCCGGUACUAUGGCAGACCAGUCUUUUGUGACUCUAGCCACAAAUGAUUCCUAUGUGAAAGGAGCACUUGUACUUGGUUCAUCCUUGCAACAGUCUGGAACAACGAGGAAGCUGACUGCACUCAUAACUCCUCAGGUUUCUGAUCCAAUGAGGAACAUACUACAGAAAGUAUUUGAUGAAGUCAUUUUGGUAGACAUCCUGGAUAGCGGGGACUCAGCACAUUUAGCAUUACUGAGAAGACCUGAGCUGGGUAUCACAUUAACUAAGCUUCACUGCUGGGAACUGACACAGUUUUCAAAAUGUGUUUUCAUGGAUGCAGACACAAUGGUUUUGUCAAAUAUCGAUGAGCUUUUUGAGAGAGAAGAGUUGUCUGCAGCACCAGAUCCAGGCUGGCCUGAUUGUUUUAAUUCUGGAGUUUUUGUUUACCGACCUUCCAUUGAAACAUACAAUCAGCUGUUACAGUUUGCCACAGAGAAAGGCAGCUUUGAUGGUGCAGACCAGGGGUUAUUAAACACCUUCUUCAGCAGCUGGGCAACAACAGAUAUGAACAAACAUCUACCAUUUAUUUAUAAUUUGAGCAGCACUUCUGUAUACUCUUACCUUCCAGCAUUUAAAGCAUUUGGUUCAAGUACUAAAGUGGUGCAUUUUCUGGGAAGCACAAAGCCAUGGAACUAUACGUAUGACUCCAGAACAAAAAGUGUAGAAGGCAAUAUCAAUGACCCUAAAAUUGUUCACCCAGAAUUCCUCAACAUGUGGUGGGAUACCUAUACAGUUAAUAUUUUACCCUUACUAGAACAGAAAGAAGUUGAUGAAGAAAAUACCACAAGUGCAAACAUGGCAGAGGUUACAGAGGCAGUGUCCCAUAUGUCGGUAUCGGCACCACCACCACCAGUAUUACCAACCAUAUCUUCAGAAGAACGCAAGGCUCGGUGGGAACAAGGCCAAGCUGACUAUAUGGGAGUGGAUUCUUUUGAUAACAUCAAGAAGAAACUGGACUCCUACCUUCAGUAGAAGUGCCAUUUUCAAACACUGGCACUACAAGGACUUGUUCCAGAACUAACAGCUAGGAAAGGUUGUAGAUGAUGGACAAUUAUGCUUGCGAGUAGCUUGAUGGAAAAAAUUCUUGGCUGAAGGCCUCUGCAGUGCUACAGAUAAAGCAAGAGCUAGGAAGCAGAAUUCCUUGGGCCAAUUGUAACUGCUUAGUAACUAAAAAAAGGGUUUUCAACUACAUUUUCCUUAUGUUGUGAUCAGCUGGCUCAGUGUAUUCAUUGAAACUGGGUUUGCACCUUAGCUCAUUAAGGUGAUUAGCAAUGACUCCUUUGCUUGCUAUUUGAGGCCUAAAAUGUGAUUUGUGAGACUGCUCAUACACAAAAUGAUUGCCAUUCUGCUUUACCGUUAGUGAGAGAUAACAGUAAUAGCACUGCUUUGAUCUUCUAGUCACAAUUGCACUGAUGUUUUGACCAGGUUUUUACACAUAGUGCCUACAGCAUGGCAGAAUGCAUUUGUUCAGUUCUGUAUUCUUCAGGCUUAGUAAACUGAGUUUUUCUGUUACUUGAAAUCUUCAUGCAAAAAUAAAAACUUGUCAUGCUUU
Tympanuchus pallidicinctus (lesser prairie-chicken) is the source of this 1687-nucleotide messenger RNA. It is a transcript of the gene GYG1, whose product is annotated as glycogenin 1. Lineage: Eukaryota; Metazoa; Chordata; Aves; Galliformes; Phasianidae. The record is from RefSeq and is a predicted model, not a curated record. Bases 106 to 1107 code for a protein of 333 amino acids. The transcript is spliced from 7 exons. Gene Ontology annotation, molecular function: glycosyltransferase activity. Gene Ontology annotation, cellular component: cytoplasm.